AAAAAAAGUGGCCCUUGCUUUGGCCUUUCUUUCUGUCUACAAAAAAUUGAGUACGGGCCACAUCUCUGAGCUUUCUUUUUUCAUUAUUUUUCUUGAAUAAGUUAAAGGCAAUUACCUCUUACCCCUUGUAAGAGCAAGGUUAUGGUUGCUCCAUCAUUUUAUUGACCAAAGCGUUUGUUAGCUUAAUCCAGGAUUCUAUUAACAAAUACGUUUGUCUAAAUGAACAUAAAAAUUAGGUCAAGACUGAUUCAAGCAUUUUAUUUCUCUCUCUCUCUCUCUCACUCUCUCACUCUCUCUCUCUCUCUCUCUCUCUUUCCCUCUUUCUCUCUUAUACACUUUAUUAUUUUUGUUUCAUUUCUUUCUACAUCGAGCCGAUUUACAUUCCUUCUGCUUCUUAUCAUCAUCAACAUUAUCAACAUUAUCAACAUUAUCAACAUUAUCAACAUUAUCAACAUUAUCAACAUUAUCAACAUUAUCAACAUCAUCAACAUCAUCAUCAACAUCAUCAUCACAUUUUCAUCAGUUUACAGGCUGAGUGUUGAGUGAGCAUCUUGCUCCCUUGCUCCUUGUUACUGUUACAAAGCCUUU
This is a messenger RNA of Lobosporangium transversale, 588 nucleotides long. RefSeq lists its product as hypothetical. Bases 220 to 546 code for a protein of 108 amino acids. Lineage: Eukaryota; Fungi; Mortierellomycota; Mortierellomycetes; Mortierellales; Mortierellaceae. The transcript has a single exon. The record is from RefSeq and is a predicted model, not a curated record.